Messenger RNA from Mycena citricolor, 1548 nucleotides. NCBI's taxonomy places the organism in Eukaryota, Fungi, Basidiomycota, Agaricomycetes, Agaricales, Mycenaceae. The record is from the annotation of a GenBank genome assembly.
AUGGCCUCCCUGAACAUCGCCAGCUCGAUCCGCGUCUUCCCUACAAAGCCCCAUGAGCCACGCACAGUGCCGCUCUCGAUUCUGGAUGCGCACGUAGGCGAUUUCGCACCCGCUGCAGCAGCCUGGGUGUACGAGGCCUCUCCCCAGACCGACCGUGCCUUCGCUGCCGAUCGUCUGCGAGAGUCCCUGGCGCGGACGCUGGACGUUUAUCCCCAACUCUCUGGACAGUUGGAUUUCACGACAUACGUACGCGGUGGAGAUCACACCACUCGAUCGCGCCGAAUGCAGGUCUCAUAUGGUGGUGGACCAGACCCCGGAGUCGAAUUCGUAGUCGCGGACUCCGAGUCAGACUUGCAGUCCAUCCUCCCGGCCAAUGGGCCAACCUCUGCCGAAAUGCUAGACAGCUCGACAUUCAGCCAGCUUCCCCUCCUGCCCAAAAGCCCUGCCCUUGCAUCGCAUACUACGGCUGAAUUCCAGGGCUUGCCGUGUCUGAUCAUUCAACUCACACGGUUCCGUUGCGGUGGUGUUAUCCUCACUCUCAAAGCGUCUCAUCCGUUGGCCGACGCUCAAACACUAUGCACUUUCGCCAGGGACUGGGCUGCGAUCAACAGAGCAGUCCUGGAAGAGAAACCCGUCCCCGCCUUCUCUCGACCAUUUUGUCCCGGCGAAUUGGACUCGAGAGCAGUCGCGGAUAUCGAUGCCUUGCAUCCGAACCCCAGUGUACUCGAAAUCUCGCACCAGCUUCCGGUCCACUGGUACGACUGGUGGGCCCCGUCGUCUGGGGGUCCGGGUUGGGCAGCGUCCUCGGCACGAAUUCCAGAUCAUCUCACCUCCCUGCCACCGGAUAUGACAUUUGAGAAUCCAAUGCCCUGGAAAGACUGGGAUAUGACCCUUUCCAUCCAAAAUGUCAUCCUCCAGUUCAGUCGAGAAGAGGUGGACAAGAUCUGGGCGGCCGCAGCAUCCGACCUCGACGCGGCAUCGCCUCGCAUCAGCCGCUUGGAUGCGUUGCAGGCUCAUUUGUGGAGAAUACUGAUACGCGCUUACGAGCCUACCUCAGACGAAGUUUUCCAUAUGCAUCUGACAUUGGGACUGCGAGACCGGCUCCAACCGGCUCUCGGUUCUGAUUUCCUCGGCUCGCCAAUCGUGCUGGCGAGGGCCAGCGCGUCAUCCUCUGAUAGCCUCCCAUCCCUGGCUCGUAGCAUCCGGCGCACUGUUGCGCAGUUCACCCCAGCACGUGCAGCUGCUCUGCUGCACGACAUGGCCUGUUCGAUUGACUCGCGGCGGUUUUGGGGCGGAUUUAUCGGUCGCCGGAACUUGAUCAUCACGUCCUGGGUUCGACUGGGCGUUUACGAGAUCGACUUUGGGUCGGGACGGCCUCGGUUUGUGCAUGCACUCAUGCCUUUCAUGGAAGGCGUCGUUCAGAUCAUGGAAUCCCCGCAGACCACGGGCGUAGAGGGUCCCUGGUAUGCAGAUGGUGUGAACAUCUCUCUUAUGCUCCCUACGGAUAUCGUUGCAAAGCUCGUGGCACUACGUACAUUCGAGGAGUAA